AUGUGUCUAAACGAAAGGGGUCAAGGUAAAACAGUGACGUUACAGGGGGCUGAGGUGAAGAAGGUGCAGGAGUUGAAGUACCUGGGUUCAAUAGUUCAGUGUGAUGGGGAGUGUGGAAAAGAGGUGAAGAGGCGAGUGCAGGCAGCGAUGGAGAUGAUGAAGGACGUUAAACUGUGCUUUCCACUGCUCAACACUUCUUGCAAAAGGCACAGUCGCACUCACACUGAGGCAAUGCUCAUUUACACUCUGCUACCAUCCAUGUCUGUGCUCACUGCAGUUCUCAACCUGCUGGUCAUCAUCUCCAUCUCUCACUUCAGGCAGCUCCACACUCCCACCAAUCUCCUCCUUCUCUCUCUGGCUGCCUCUGAUUUUCUUGUCGGUGUCAUUGUGAUGCCGUUUCAGAUCCUUUUUGCAGAACCCUGCUGGUUCCUGGGUGACCUGAUGUGUGUUUUGUGUAAUGUUGUAAACUUUAUCCCUGUCUCUGCAUCAACAGCAAACAUGGUGCUGAUCUCAGUGGACCGUUAUGUAGCCGUCUGUCACUCUAUGAGUUACCCCAACAAAGUUACAGAAGAAAGAGUUCAAAUUUCUGUACUUCUGUGUUGGGUUUCCUCUGUUCUCUACAACAUAUUGUUUCUAUUUGAUAACCUAAAUCAACCAGGCAGGUUUAACUCCUGCUAUGGACAAUGUGUGAUUAGAGUCAAUGGAGCCGCUGACAUGGUUUUAAGUUUUAUCAUCCCCAUAUCAGCCAUCAUCAUCCUGUAUGUGAGGGUGUUUGUGGUGGCUGUGUCUCAGGCUCGUUCCAUUCGCUGCCACACCAAAACUGUGAAGCUGAGGCGUUCAGGGACUGCGACUGUUCAGAGGUCAGAGCUGAAAGCAGCCAGGACUCUGGGUGUUAUUGUAGCUGUGUUUCUUAUAUGUUACUGCUCAUAUUAUUGUGUGUCUCUCUCUGGCCCUGAUCUUACGGUCAGUUCACCCACUGUCCUCAUGGGUUUCCUAAUUUAUUGUAAUUCCUGUCUCAAUCCUGUGAUUUAUGCUUUUUUGUAUCCCUGGUUUAGAAAAUCAGUCAAACUCAUUGUUACUCUUCAGAUUUUAAGGCCUAACUCUUAUGCGGGUAAUAUUAUUUAGCCCUUAGGAGCAACUAUAUGCUGUGUUCAGAGCUCCACAGUCACAGAAACACUGUUCUUACUUGUUUAUGUUUCCUG
Molecule: messenger RNA, 1202 nt
Organism: Betta splendens (Siamese fighting fish)
Lineage: Eukaryota; Metazoa; Chordata; Actinopteri; Anabantiformes; Osphronemidae
Product: trace amine-associated receptor 13c-like
Exons: 3
Coding region: 1-1125 (374 amino acids)
Biological process (GO): G protein-coupled receptor signaling pathway
Cellular component (GO): membrane
Molecular function (GO): trace-amine receptor activity
Source: RefSeq, a predicted model, not a curated record